Messenger RNA from Vigna radiata var. radiata (mung bean), 465 nucleotides. RefSeq names its product non-specific lipid-transfer protein A-like. The transcript is spliced from 2 exons. The record is from RefSeq and is a predicted model, not a curated record. NCBI's taxonomy places the organism in Eukaryota, Viridiplantae, Streptophyta, Magnoliopsida, Fabales, Fabaceae. Gene Ontology annotation, molecular function: lipid binding. Gene Ontology annotation, biological process: lipid transport. Gene Ontology annotation, cellular component: membrane. The coding region runs from base 18 to 359 and encodes 113 amino acids.
CAAACAAGAGUGUGAAAAUGAAGAUGGUGUUUGUGUCAUGUUUUACUAUAUUUGUGUUAGUAAUUGCGACAGAGGCAUCAAAUGGCUUAACCUGUGAGGAAGAAAAAGCCUUAGUGAUGCCAUGCUCAGAUUUUGUGACGAAGAAAACUGAUGAACCUUCAACUCUUUGCUGCAAAGGAUUGAACCAAAUAAUAUCAUUGCCACCUGAAGAAAAGCUUGCUGCAUGUACGUGUCUUAAGGAAGCAGCCUCUCAUAUUCCUAACUUAGACAAAGACAGAAUCAAUAAUCUUCCCAAAGCUUGUAAACUCAAUCUUGAUUAUCCCAUCUCCAAUGACUUUGAUUGCAAUUUCAUUCUCUAAGCUGGAGGCUUCAACAGGAAAUGUGGUGUUAGAAAGGGUGGAUUAUGCUUCCAAUUUCCUAUUUUUAUAAUAAAUAAGAUUGUUUCUUCAACUUCUGUGAACAAAC